AUGAUACCAGGCUAUGACCCACGAGUCGUCCGGAUGAGCAGAAUACCUCAAAAGGAGAGCUAUGCGAUUCCUGGAACCCAUGAGCGAAGAGCCAUACCAAAGUCGUCGGAAGACGUCUCACCAAGCGGUGCGGAACCCGCGUCUGGACAGCACCGGAUGAAUCUCGACAACAGGCUUGUCACGUCAAUCACGGGAGAUUCUACCGACACAUCGGACUUACCUACAUCCUCGAUCGAAUCGUCAACCCAUUUCGACCCACCCAACGACUCUCACACGUCUUUCGAUAGCACGGAGAGUACGACGGAUCGGACUCCCCGUAUCGAUAUGACCGACGACUUGGAAGAGAGCACAAUCCAGGCCAAGGUCACUCUUGUGGAAUUGACGUCUAUCAGCACAUCUGCCUCCGCAUUUCCCGAAUCGUUUGGUCUUGCAAUCUCUCCAAAAGGCCGUUGGAUCACCGCCUACAACUCCACCUCGCUCUACAUCAUAAGAACCCAAGAUUUACCGCGAAUCGAGGUACGCGCAUUCCAAGUACGACAGAAGCCGUCCGCUGUCGCCAUCACGGACGAAGCGGGAGUAUUCGCAUUGGUCUCCAAACCGCAUCAGGUAGAUGUCUAUAAAUUCGGUGCGGAGACAACGGGAAAGCUAUCGGAAACACUCGGUGGAGUUGCUUCCGGGAUACAGAUCAUUCAUGAUAUCCAAUCGAUUACUCUCGAUCCCAAGGGUAAGAUCUUGGCAGCAGCAUAUGCUACCGGAAUUGAAUUGAUAUCGUUGAAUGGGGGAAACGUUCGACGGACGGUGAACUGCGAUGUCACCCAGAAUAUCGCCUUCUCGAACGAUGGCAGAACCAUCCUUGCCACCGGCCUUGAACGUCGAUAUCGAACAUCGACCAUCAUUUCUGUGGGUGGUGAUUUGGACGGACCGAUUUCUGAGGAUGGUGAUCCCGAGCCAGUCCCGUCACAUCGUGCUUGGAUCACUCAGCUGAUAUUCCCCGAGACGAAGUUACCCGCACGGCAAUCUAGCUUAGUUCCGGAUCGUUCUUCGGGGCAUGUUAGCGAGAUCAUCGCAUUCGAUCCCAACGACCACAGUUGGGGCAUUUUUGAGUUGAGUUCGAAAGAAUUCCUACGACAAAAAAUGUCACCGUCGGACAAUUUACGUUGGAGGAGAGAUCAUGAGACUCUCGAAGACGCUCUUCCAGCUGUUACGCUUGAGCCAUUGACAGUGGCUGUUGCCACCAAGAAACCCGGGUUGAGUGAGGUUAGAGUCUUUCAAUUCGAUCAAAACUGGCGAGACGAGUUCAUAUCAGGACGGGCCAACGAGGAUUUGGGUCAGACCUUCCUGGAUCCCAAAAUUUCUGUGGAAAUCAAUAACGGGGACACCAAUUUUAAGAGCAUCAGCACGUUGAAAUGGUUACAAAAUGAGGACUCCCCGCAAAGUCGACUUGUCGCACUCACCAGCUCGUUUGGCCGCACCGUUCCAGAUGAUGCAAUCGGGUUACCACCUUCCGGAGCGAGGAUCUAUCUCAUUGACCUCGAACCAAGCAAUGACAACAACCAAUCAAAUGAGACAAACAAGUUGACCUUGAAUCUCGAUGAAGUCAUGCCACGUACUUCUCUUGAAUAUGAGGACCUCCCAUGGGACCGCGAGGUGGAUCUGCGACUCCGAACGGACAAGUUCUACGCUCCUCGAGGAAUCGUCGUGGUGUUCUUACUCCCGAACUUCGCGAUCGCGCUCUUCCGCCUCUUCCCGGUGAACGAGAGCGGAUGGGAGGGCGACGCGACCAACGCUCUAUGA
Messenger RNA from Eremomyces bilateralis CBS 781.70, 1794 nucleotides. RefSeq lists its product as uncharacterized. The record is from RefSeq and is a predicted model, not a curated record. Gene Ontology annotation, molecular function: protein binding. The coding region runs from base 1 to 1794 and encodes 597 amino acids. The transcript has 2 exons. Lineage: Eukaryota; Fungi; Ascomycota; Dothideomycetes; Eremomycetales; Eremomycetaceae.